Molecule: messenger RNA, 2466 nt
Organism: Varanus komodoensis (Komodo dragon)
Lineage: Eukaryota; Metazoa; Chordata; Lepidosauria; Squamata; Varanidae
Gene: GRIA3
Product: glutamate ionotropic receptor AMPA type subunit 3
Exons: 14
Coding region: 1-2466 (821 amino acids)
Biological process (GO): modulation of chemical synaptic transmission; synaptic transmission, glutamatergic
Cellular component (GO): AMPA glutamate receptor complex; plasma membrane; postsynaptic membrane
Molecular function (GO): AMPA glutamate receptor activity; transmitter-gated monoatomic ion channel activity involved in regulation of postsynaptic membrane potential
Source: RefSeq, a predicted model, not a curated record
AUGGGGCAGCCCGCGCCUCCAACUCUUCUCCUGCUGCUGGUGGGGCUUCUGGGGGAGUCCCGGGGAGGCUUUCCGAACACCAUCAGUAUAGGAGGGCUCUUCAUGAGAAACACAGUCCAAGAGCACAGCGCAUUUCGAUUUGCCGUCCAGUUAUACAACACAAACCAAAAUUUCACGGAGAAACCUUUCCACUUGAACUACCAUGUUGACCACCUGGAUUCCUCCAACAGUUUUUCAGUGACAAAUGCAUUCUGUUCACAGUUUUCCAGGGGAGUCUAUGCCAUCUUUGGAUUCUAUGACCAGAUGUCAAUGAACACGCUGACGUCCUUCUGCGGGGCACUGCACACGUCCUUCAUCACUCCCAGCUUCCCGACAGACGCAGAUGUGCAGUUUGUCAUUCAGAUGCGGCCAGCUCUGAAAGGAGCUAUCCUAACCCUUCUGACUUACUACAACUGGGAAAAGUUCGUAUACCUCUAUGACACUGAGAGAGGAUUUUCUAUUCUUCAGGCAAUUAUGGAAGCUGCUGUGCAAAAUAAUUGGCAAGUGACAGCCCGGUCUGUAGGAAGCAUAAAGGAUGUCCAGGAGUUUAAGGCCAUCAUUGAAGAAAUGGAUAAGCGGCAGGAGAAACGAUACUUGAUAGAUUGUGAAGUGGAAAGAAUAAACACCAUUUUGGAGCAGGUUGCAAUCCUUAGUAAAAAUUCCAGGAGUUAUCACUACAUGCUGGCCAACCUGGGAUUUACAGACAUUUCAGUGGAAAGAGUGGUCCAAGGAGGUGCCAAUGUAACUGGAUUUCAGAUUAUUAAUAAUGAAAACCCCAUGGUCCAGCAAUUUAUGCAGCGCUGGGUAAGACUGGAUGAAAGGGAAUUCCCAGAAGCAAAAAAUUCUCCAUUAAAGUAUACCUCUGCACUGACCCAUGAUGCCAUAUUGGUAAUCGCAGAAGCAUUCCGGUAUCUCCGAAGGCAGCGUGUCGAUGUGUCCCGGAGAGGUAGUGCUGGAGACUGUUUAGCAAACCCGGCCGUGCCUUGGAGCCAAGGAAUCGAUAUAGAGAGGGCACUGAAAAUGGUUCAAGUGCAAGGAAUGACGGGAAAUAUCCAGUUUGACACCUAUGGACGUAGAACUAAUUAUACCAUUGAUGUGUACGAAAUGAGAACCGGUGGGCCGCGCAAGGCUGGCUACUGGAAUGAAUACGAAAGAUUUGUGCCUGCAGUAGACCCCACCAUCUCCAAUGACACUUCCUCUGUGGAAAACAGGACCAUUGUGGUCACCACCAUCCUCGAGGCGCCCUACGUGAUGCGCAAACAGUCGCCUGACCAAAAGGAAGGGAACGAGAAAUAUGAAGGCUACUGCGUUGAUCUAGCUUAUGAAAUCGCAAAACAUGUUGGGAUAAAAUAUGUCCUGUCCAUUGUUCCUGAUGGGAAAUAUGGAGCAAGGGAUCCUGACACUAAAAUGUGGAAUGGCAUGGUGGGUGAGCUGGUCUAUGGGAGAGCAGACAUAGCUGUUGCCCCACUGACCAUCACCUUGGUCCGAGAAGAAGUCAUAGACUUUUCCAAGCCCUUUAUGAGUCUGGGCAUCUCCAUCAUGAUCAAGAAGCCCCAGAAAUCUAAACCGGGUGUCUUCUCCUUUUUGGAUCCUUUGGCUUAUGAGAUUUGGAUGUGUAUAGUCUUUGCGUACAUUGGCGUGAGCGUGGUUCUGUUCCUGGUCAGCCGAUUCAGUCCCUAUGAGUGGCAUUUAGAAGACAACCAGGAAGAGCCACGGGACCCUCAGAAUCCUCCUGAUCCACCCAAUGAGUUUGGAAUAUUUAACAGCCUUUGGUUUUCCCUGGGUGCCUUUAUGCAGCAAGGAUGCGAUAUUUCUCCAAGAUCUCUUUCAGGGCGGAUUGUCGGAGGUGUCUGGUGGUUCUUCACACUCAUCAUUAUCUCUUCCUACACUGCCAACCUCGCUGCCUUCCUCACAGUGGAAAGGAUGGUGUCUCCCAUAGAAAGUGCUGAGGACCUGGCUAAGCAGACCGAAAUAGCUUAUGGAACUUUGGAUUCAGGCUCAACCAAAGAAUUUUUUAGAAGAUCCAAAAUAGCCGUCUAUGAGAAAAUGUGGUCAUAUAUGAAGUCAGCAGAACCAUCUGUGUUUGCCAAAACGACCGCGGAUGGGGUGGCUCGCGUGAGGAAAUCAAAGGGGAAGUUUGCCUUCCUGCUCGAAUCGACCAUGAAUGAGUACAUUGAACAACGAAAGCCCUGUGACACAAUGAAAGUUGGUGGGAACCUGGAUUCCAAAGGCUAUGGUGUAGCAACUCCCAAAGGCUCAGCAUUAAGAAAUGCUGUUAACCUGGCAGUAUUAAAACUGAAUGAGCAAGGCCUCUUGGACAAAUUGAAAAACAAAUGGUGGUACGACAAAGGAGAGUGCGGCAGCGGGGGAGGUGACUCCAAGGUCAGCCUCAAUGUCACCACAAUCGGGUACCUUAGUCAAGAGUAA